AUGAAAAAGCUCAAUUUCACCCUUCUGGAUAUCGGGUGGAGAAUCAUUCAGGCUGUCGAGCGUCAGACCGUAUCCAUGUUUUACCCCAAACUCUCUUGCAUAGUGGCCUUUCUACUGGCUGUGUUGCCACUGUUUUUUCACGCUUGGUAUCAGCAAUCUCCAAGCCAGGCUUGCUCACACUCGACUCACUCUUCAAUGAGCAUUGGGCCUCUCCUUGAGGCUGAGAUGGGAGGACGAAAAGUAGACUCUUCAAGAAACCCAUUGGACACACCCGGCACUCUGAUUGUAUUUCUUUACCAAUGGAUUGCAGAUUUUGUAACGCAUUGUUUCUUUGCCUCCUCCGAUGGCCUUGUCGAUGGAACUUCCUGGCUUCGACUUACUAAACUGGAUAAUGUUGUUAUUGGUCUUGGGAUCUGGCUCCGUCUCAAUAUCUACAUAGUCAUCUUCUUUCUACUUUCCGUGGCUGAAAGAUCAUUCCAACAACGACUUCUGUAUGCAAAGCACUUCUUUGCUCUAACUUCAAGUCAUCGAGCUCGUAGAUGUCGCAUCCCUCACCUUCGAUUGAACAAGGUGGCUCACGUAAAGUGUUGGCUAACACUUCGCUCGUACCUCAAAAAGCGAGGACCGCAACGCUCCAUCGAGUGUAUAAUCACUGCUACAUUCUACCUUGCCUUCGCUUUUGGCCUCUUCUUUUGCGCUAGGUUCCUGAUCAGUAAUCCAAGCCGACGCGGUGGCGUGUUCUCCAGCCUAGCCGUGUGGGAUAUUUUGGCCUACACAGCAGCACUAAGCUUCUUUCUCCUCCGUUUCCUCACCUUAGGAACUAAGAUCACGAAAAAGUUCCGCAACAUCUCCAUCCUCAUCACCGAGCAGAUGAAUCUCAACCUAUGCAUGAAUCGAAAACCACACAAGAAGGAGGAAUUAUCGAUAACAAACCAAGUCCUGAAACUGGCAGAAAACCUUCUCAAGGAAGUUGACGGUCCCUACCGCAUCUGUGGAUGGGCAGUGAACCCACUAAUCUACAACGUAUUCAAACUGGUCCUCCUCUCCUGCUUCUCAGCUUUCAUUUCGGAAAUUCUUGGGUUCAAACUAAAGCUUUACAAGCUAAAACUAAAUCCUGCCAAUUGGUAA
Messenger RNA from Hydatigera taeniaeformis, 1128 nucleotides. The record is from the annotation of a GenBank genome assembly. Lineage: Eukaryota; Metazoa; Platyhelminthes; Cestoda; Cyclophyllidea; Taeniidae.